This is a messenger RNA of Acanthoscelides obtectus, 2252 nucleotides long. Lineage: Eukaryota; Metazoa; Arthropoda; Insecta; Coleoptera; Chrysomelidae. The record is from the annotation of a GenBank genome assembly.
ACCCUGUAUACUAUCAGCUAGCUUGUAACACAAUUAAAGAAAUUAAUCGAUAUUUACAUUUAUUCACUUUACUGUGUUAUCGGAUGCAGGUUAAGCAGUAAACUGAAUCUGUUUACGGCGACGAGAAAGCAAAAUCGUUGGAUAUCCCAGAUCUUAGCUAAUAAAUACCAAGGAUCGAAUGCACGACACUUCAGUCGACUCGCAAACAAGGAAGGUACGAAAGUUGCAUAAUUGUAUUUUCAAAGUGUCAGUUGUAUCCUAAAUCUAGUCAAAAGUGAUAUUUUCCAAAUGUCGAUCACUUCCUCAUGGAUAAUAGACCUCGUUAUCCUGUUCGCGACGGUUUCCUUAGUCGCGUAUAAAUAUGCGACGAGAAAGUUCGAUUAUUGGAAGAAGAGGAACGUUUACCACUUGAAGCCGUUGCCGUUCAUCGGCAACUUCAAGGAUGUCAGUUUGUUCAAAGUGACGAUCGGUGAAUGGCUGAAGCAGAUGUAUGAUAGCACGGACGAGCCGUAUUUCGGGAUAUUUGUUUACGACGAGCCCCACCUGGUCAUCAAGGAUCCACAGUUGAUAAAGCAGAUAUUGGUGAAGGAUGCCAACAGUUUCCCAGACAGGACAAACGCAGCACCGCAACAUAAUGAAAUAAUAGCCAAUCUGCUAUUUUUCCAAAAAAGUCCAAAUUGGAAGGUUUACAGAUCGAAAAUAUCGCCAGCAUUCACCUCUGGUAAACUGAAGCUCAUGUUCCACAGUAUAAACGAGAUAAGCCAGAACUUGAAUCGCUAUAUCGAAAAGCACCUCGGCGAUAUCGAAGCCAAGGAAGUGUGUGCGAAAUUUUCAACUGAAGCUAUCGCCAGGUGUGCGUUUGGUCUAAAAGCUCACUGCUUCGAAGAUGAAAAUGCGGCGUUCAGAAAAGUUGGCAGAAGACUGUUCGAUUUCAGCUGGAGGAACGCCAUUAUACAAAGCGCUUACUUCUUCCGGCCGGACUGGGUGUCCUGGCUUCACCUUGAUUUUUUCGAUAAACAGGUGUCUGACUACAUGAUCGAAGUUUUUUCAAACGUGAUGAAACAGAGAGAAGACACAAAUACUAAAGGGAACGAUUUUCUGGAUAUGCUGAUUGAGCUGAAGAAAAAUCAGGAUCUCAAAGAAAAGUAUUCGUUUGAAGGAAACAAAGUAAUAGCCCAGGCAUUCCAAUUUUUCUUGGCUGGCUUUGAAACAACCAGUUCGUUGAUAUCAUUUACGUUGUACGAAUUGUGCAAGAAUCCUAAGUAUCAAAAUACCGUGAGAGAAGAAAUAAAGACCACUAUAGACAAAGAUGGAGGUAUCACCUACGAAAAUGUGAUGGGGAUGAAAUAUUUGGAUAUGUGUGUUCAAGAAUCUCUUCGAAUGUAUCCUGUGCUACCGUUCUUGGAUCGGCGAUGUAACGCAGAAUACAAAUUGCCAAACUCCGACUUAGUAGUAGAGAAAGGACUUCCAGUGUAUAUUCCUAUGUUUGGACUGCAUUUCGACGAGAAGUAUUUCCCAGACCCGCUUAAAUACAAACCAGAAAGAUUUGAAAAUGGCACAAACGUAUACAACAAGGACGGAAUUGUAUUCAUGCCUUUCGGUGAAGGACCCAGAAUUUGUAUAGGUGAACGUUUUGGACUAUUAGCUACGAAGUUAGCGCUGGUACGCAUACUGUCUGAAUUUGAGGUGGUGAGGAAUAUGAAAACGCCCGACGUCAUAGAUUUCACUCCUAAAAGCUUUAUACUACAAUCUAAAAUCGGCCUUCCGAUGAAGAUCAAGAAAAUUACAUCGACGCCUGCGUAAUUGUAUUUAUUCAAAGAAAUUACACAUUGUGUACGUUAUAUAAUCCCAUAAUUGUGAAAAACGGCGAUGAAAUACAUUUUAGUAUUAUGUUUAAAGGACUUUUGUUAUUUUCAGUGCCACUGUAGCAAUGUUGCUUAUAGUUUCUGCUUCCGAUGCCACGGAAUGAGGAUUCUCAACUAGCAAAGACAUGCUAUAAGUUUCUGUUAAGCUGUAAAAGUUGUUUUUCGCUAUUACGUUGAGCACGGUUCACAGAUUUUGAAAAUAUUCACAAUGUUGAGGAAGGAUCCACUCUCAUUAGAGUUAUAUUUGUUUAAAGGAAUUGUCCUGUAUUUUAUAUAUAUGUUCGUUUAUGGACUGGGGCGUUAAAAAGUGUUAUUAGGAAUUUUGUGUAAAAAAAUAGAGAUCUUUCGGUUUUGCUCUGAAGUAUUACUUUUCAAGAUGACAUAAAA